Messenger RNA from Capsicum annuum, 1003 nucleotides. Its product is annotated as protein cornichon homolog 1. The coding region runs from base 311 to 862 and encodes 183 amino acids. Lineage: Eukaryota; Viridiplantae; Streptophyta; Magnoliopsida; Solanales; Solanaceae. The record is from RefSeq and is a predicted model, not a curated record. The transcript has 4 exons. Gene Ontology annotation, biological process: vesicle-mediated transport.
UUUUCUUAACGCCCAAGGCGUCUUUCUUUUCUUAAAAACGAGGGUGUGUUUUUCGUUCAGCAUCUUUUCUUCCAUGAACUUUCCAAUUCACCCCAGAACACUUUUUUUCCUGCCUAAGGGCUGUGUUCCUCAAUCAGCCUAAUCAUACAAAUUUUCAGAAUCAUUGUAGACUAGCGCCUAUGCAUUUUCAAAUUCGAAUAUUCCUGGGUUUUUCCUCGUAAACAGUCAUAUUCAUCAACAUCCUCUUUUACGGAUUUGCUUUUUCUUCCUCUGCAUGUAGAGGACCCUAUCCCAAACCAAACCGAAAAAAAUGGCUUGGGAACCCAUUCUUUGGCUGAUAUUUUUAGUCAUUAACAUUGCACUAAUUUCAUUAGUCAUCUAUCAGAUCGUGUGCUUAACAGAUUUGGAAGCUGAUUAUAUGAACCCUUACGAAUCUUCAUCUCGUAUCAACUCUGUGGUCCUUAAAGAGUAUAUUUUACAUGGUGCAUUCUGCAUCCUAUUCCUUAUUACAGGGCAUUGGUUUAUCUCCCUGCUAACAUUUCUUCCUACUUACUAUAAUGUGAGAAAAUUCUUAAGCCGGCAGCAUCUUAUUGACGUGACUGAAGUUUUUAGGUUCAUUCAGUCUGAGAAGAAGAUUCGGAUAUUCAAGCUGGGUUUCUACUUGGUCCUCUUUGUGUUGGUGCUUGUCAGAUUAUCCAAUGGCAGGACACAUUCUCUACUUAGCUAUCAGUUUUCCGGUCCAAUGUUGGAGAUUUUUACAUUCAGUCCUCAGUUCUUGAAUUCUAGACGGUUCUUAGGUCUGAUAGGUGGCUCCUUUGAUUCUGAAAAGUAUAAUGUGCUCCUCUAUCUCAUAAUAAGAUAAGGAAUGAAUAUGUGAUAUGACACCCUGUUCUUGUUUGCUCUCCAUUUAGGCUCUGUUUCUUUCGAAUUUUCUACAAUUAGUAAUACUGAUAUGAAAUUAUAGAAUAAGCUUUAGAUCCAAUGAGAAUAUCAAGCAGCUGUA